This is a messenger RNA of Brassica rapa (field mustard), 2749 nucleotides long. RefSeq names its product 21 kDa protein. The record is from RefSeq and is a predicted model, not a curated record. Lineage: Eukaryota; Viridiplantae; Streptophyta; Magnoliopsida; Brassicales; Brassicaceae. Gene Ontology annotation, molecular function: enzyme inhibitor activity. Gene Ontology annotation, biological process: negative regulation of catalytic activity.
AACCAAACUAAUUCUAUUCACUAGGGAUAAUACAAUAUUUGAAUACAAAAAAUCAUCUUCAUAACUCAUUUACUAAUGCCCGCCAGCUUUACAAGCAUGGUCCCUAUCAGCAACAUCAACAAGUUCAGAUAUCUUUCUGGUACCGAGUAUUUACACUAAUAUGGAUUAUCUCUUCUGGAGAAAGAACAACAUUUUCAAACCAUAAUUAGAAAGAGAUACUUAUUCCUGGAUAAUCUGGUAUAUUUGAAAGGCCGAAAUGACAAACUCUUUACGAGGAUAGACAAGAAUCUAUUGGAACUAGUUCAUUAUAUAGAGAGUGAGUGUCAUGCCUGGUUCAAUGCAAACGAGAUGGUGCCAUCAAUUCCACAAGAUCAUAGUAUUGAGAAUCCCAAAGUCUUAACUUUAUGUAAUAUAUGCUUGAUAGAUGGGUCAUGAACAUCCACAAUGAGUUUGGAUGGACAGCUUGGAAAAGGUUCAACUUAUGGGGACAUAAAUUUUCUACGAUGAAAAUCUGCCUUACAUUCAGAAGUGGAAACACUAUGAUGGAUGAUGGAGAGUAUGCUUCAUUAUUCGACAUGUCAGAGAUUUGGGACGGAUUGCAAAGAUUUAAUCACCAUGAUUAAGGAGCCUCAUGUUUGGCUAAAUUUUGCUACAUAAUUGGAAAGGAAAGAGACUCUGCAGAUAUGCUUCCCAUAUUUCAAGAUCAUUCAUAUUCCACGAGCGCAAAAUCAGAUUUCAGAUUCUUUAGUUAGGACUGCGCGGUCUUUCUAUAGUUUUGUUGGUUAUUCUAUUUCGGUCUAGUUAUCUAGACCAUUUCAAGUUUGAGUGAUAGAAUAGUCGUUCGUUACAAAAAAAACUCAUUUACUAAAUUUGGGAUAGCAAUUAUAUUAAUGAGUUUGUCCAAUCUAUGGCAACAUAAAUUACGACAAAUAAUAUAUUAUCAUUUGUCAAGAUAUUAACAUAUUUUAAAAUUUAAAGUGGAAAUUAUAUAUUUUCAAAUUUAUUGUAUUGUAAUGAUCAAAAUAUUGAUGUAUAUAUUGAUAGAUAAAUAUAUGAAUAUAUCUUUAAAUCUCAUGUUAAAGAGACAUAAUUGGUUUUUGUAGUGAAUUUUCCAUUAAAUUAUUUUCAAAUAAAAUUACCACAAAAUUCACCAAAAAAAACAACACAAAUAUUUAAUGGAAUUAGGAAACUAGUAAAUUCAAUACCACAAAAUUUUAAAAGAUUUUAGAAGAAUGAUUACAAAUAAUUAAUCCAAUAACAUAAAUUUUAAAAAAAAAAUUGAUGAAAUACAUGAUUAAAGAACACUAAAAUUUAAUGGAAACUAUCAUUUCUUCACAUUCAAUCAAAUUUUUUAAAUCCAAUGGACAAGUUUACAAUAGUAAUCCUAGUUCUUCAUACAACUUGCAAUGAAUUAGUUAUAAGGUUAUAGUAUGUCUCCGAGAAUCGAGAAGACACGCAUGGAGUUUAAAUGUGUGGUCGGAUAGGUAUCAUCUCAGAUGGAAUGUAAGUUUGUGCAGCUUUGCUUAGAGAGUUAAAUAAGGAUCUUGUUGGCCACGAGCUUCGAUCUAUCCCUUUCCUUCUUCUCCCCUGCCGCAUUCUUUGGGUCAACACUUAAACCCUCACUUCACGUGUAACUCGCUCCACAACGCGUGUGUGUAUACAACCAAUAACUAUAAGUUUAGAAGUUUACAACCAUGUCUAUAAAAACGUAGAUCCUGUUCCAUAUAUGCCAGUCACGUUGGGAACUGGAAUCCGGUCAACUGCCUUGCUAGUAGGAAGAUACUAUAUAUAUUAUAUAGUACUACUUGCUUACCGGCCUUCUUAUAACUUUCCUUCAAAUGAUAGCUAUAUUGAUCAUACAACCAGCUCAUUCCAGCACAUGGACCACAUCUAUUCACGUGCCAUGCAAAUUGAUGCAUAUCUAUUUAUAAACACACACAACGACAUGUAAUUGUUAUAUAUACCAUCUACCCAUAUAAUUAGCUAAGCUCACAAAUAGUCUCUCCUCAUCACCAUGGCAGCUAACAACAAACUGAUCCUCGUGUUACUCUCCCUACUUCCUCACAUCAUAUUUUCCUCGGUAGCAGCAAGAAAAGACUACAACACGAAGGCCUACGUGGACUCUUGGUGCCGAACAACCUUAUACCAAAACCUGUGCGUCCGGUCGCUGUCUCGUUACGUGCGUUCAAGGGCUAUGCAAAAUCCACAGGACCUGGCCAGAUUCGCACUCAAAGCAAGUCUCUACCGAGCCAAGUACACAAAGGCGUUCUUGUCAAAAGAGGUAACAAACCUGGAGACGCUAAGGCCUAAAUACUAUGCAUUGGUACACGACUGCUUGACCCAAAUCAGAGACAGCGUGGACCAACUGAGCCUAGCAAUAGCGGAGCUGAACAGAGUCAACAGGAGAGGCGGAAAGAGACAAUUAGAUCUGGACUGGCACAUAAACAACCUGCAGACGUGGACAAGCACAGCUCUCACAGACGCCGAGACAUGCGUGAGUCAGUUCCCGGGGCGGAGGAUGAGCAAGUUGAAGGCAACAAUUAAAGGGAAGGUGAAAAAUGUGGAAGAAACCACAAGCAAUGCCCUCGCCUUCAUCGAGCACUACGCUGCUGCUAGGUACAGAGCCAGACGUCCAUGACCGUUGCCUCCACCAGCUUGUGUUUUGAUCAUAAAUGACAUUCUUGCCUUAAUUAAUACGUUGUAUAUCACUUCUUGAUCUCGUAAUUAAUCAUACAUAAAAUUUAAUCAA